CCGAGUGCAGGCACGCUUAUGGAUUAGGCGGCCGAUCGAGGAUUUCAAUUCAAUGACGAAAAUGUGCACACAUAGACCGAGAUUUAUUCUUACGUAACGUUCGAGAGGAAAGCAUCAUCACGGAUGUCUGGACAGUUUCGUGGUAGUUCUACUAGAAACGGAAACGUGAACCAGCUUUUGCAUAUAACACUUCUUUUACGGCGCCGUGAUAAAAGAUCACGUAGAAGAAGAAGAAAUAAAAAAAUCGCGAACGAGUCCGAAGUGCAGAGGCGCAUUCCCGAUGAGCGAUGUCAAAGCUCGAGCGUGAUCAACAGGCGGCGCAGAGGCAUGAAGCGCUCAACAUACUGGAGGCCCUUGAAUCGGAGGUGGCUUACGUGCCGGGAGGCCGUGAUCGGCAGAAUCGAGCGCUCAUCGUUCUUGACAUUCCCGCCGGCGAGCCCAUGCCAAUUAUCCGCGCUAACAUCAGCUUGCUAAUCGACUACUUUUUGGCGGUUUUCAGCGAGGAGACAAAGUCAAACGGCCUGACCCUUUUGGUGGACGCUCGAGCAGCCCAAUGGCGAGCGGCGCGAGCGUACAUGAGAGCAGCCCGCGAGCGUUUGGACUCGUACGCGGCGUCGGUGAUCGCUGUGAGACCCGACGGCUUCUGGGACAAGCAGAGAGUCGACAAUUACUGCACCAAAGCGCACGGCGAUGGCGAGCCGAUAUACAUUCCACUGAACAGGCUCUCCGCGUAUGUCGAUCCUAAUCAGCUCACUUACAACUUGGGCGGUAGCAAGUCUUACGACCACGCAGCAUGGAUACAGAAUCGAGUGCAUGUAGACGAAUUCACCAGCGACGCCGAAGACUUCAUUGAGAAAAUGGAAGAAGUUAUAGAGAAGCUCAAGAGGCCCGAGUUGAAUCGCGAUUCGAGCGAGAACCUGUCUUGUGAAGAAAUGAGUUUCGAAAUAACAAGUGCUGCCCAACGAAUACUUCAGUCAGGUAGAAAUCUAGCCAGUUCUAUGAGUCGCGAAUCGGCGCAAGAUAUUUUGGACACCGUGCACCGGAUUCACAAGCUGAUCGACUCGAUCGAGCAGAAACAGGUGGAAAUUGAAAAAGCUAGGGCAGAUAUGGAAAGAAAUAUUGACAUUCUAAAAGAAAUAGCAUCGUUAGAAGAAGGCGUCGCGGAUGUGACAAACUGGAUACUCGGUCCUGCAGAUUCUAUGUUGAAUGCUCAUUACCAAAUAGGUUUCGAUGUCGCCUCGUCGGAGGAGUUAAGGCGAGAACAUGAAAAGUUAGAAUUAGAGUGUAGAGAAACGUAUGGAAAAUACGCUGAAAUUUUACAUAAAAUAGAUAGUAUACCAAGCGAAUAUCUCUCGGAGGAUUUGAUGUCACAAAGGGAUUUUAUGGAUUUCGUCUGCAGAAGUUUCGCUACGAGACUCGAGAGGAGAAGAAAUGUGCUUAUUACGUCUCAGAGAUUUUUCCGUCUUGUUUCGGAGUACUUCGAUCGAACAAGUGAAGUCUUCGAUAAGCUGAUAAUGGGUAGUCGUACGUGUAAUUUUUCCAAUGCUGGUGCCAAACUGAUGAAGCUCGAACGUGGCCAAGAAAAACUAGAGGGAUUAGAGAGAGAAUUAGUAAAAGAGGGUGAAAAGUUAUCGGACGUUCUUUCGAUGCCAGUGAAAGAUGCACUCUGCCGAGACGUACAAAUCGACUACGCCGAGGACAUCAUAAACAUUCAAGACAUUUUGGACGCUACAAACGCGCGAAAAAAUAUCUUCAACGAUAGCGUUGAGCUGCAGAAACUUACGCUCAAGCAAAUCGCUCUCGUUUACACUUACGAAAGUGACGCCGAGCAAGCGAUAAAGUGGUUGAACGAUCUGUUCGACGUGUUGGUCGGCAGUCACGUAGAAAUCGGCUGCAACGUCGCUGAAAUUCAAGCGCAGAAACAGGAGCAUCAGUCUUUUCAAGAUACCGCGAGGGGUACGUAUGAAUAUGGUUGUCUAUUGGUAAACGGAGCGCGAGUAUUGAGGAUAUCCUGUAAGCUCGAUCUCCAAAGUAACGCGUUGCUGCUGUCGAGAUUGAGGCACGUUUGGCGCCAGCUGCGCUUUAUCAGUCAGGAGCAGCUGACGCGUUUGAGAGUCUGUGCCGUCUUUCACCGCAACGUUACCGACGUGAGACAGCACUGCAGCAAAUUACGAGAAAUGAUCGAGACAGUGAGCGUAUAUUCGCCAAAGCGAAGCAGGUCGGCGACGCCGGAAAGUGGUAUCGAUUGCGCUACCACCUGGCGAAACCACCACAAGGCGGAGGUACGCGACGUGUUGGCCAAGCGGGAAAAGCUCCUACCAGAAGUUGGUCGCAUGUGCCGACUUGGUCGACUUUUGAGGUCGCGGCUGAAAGAGCCAUUGGCUCAUCAAAGAUUGUCAGAGACGGUGGAGUCGAGUGAAACCGGCGCUGGCAACUUGUCGGCGAUGCAGUCGAUUUCGGCCAAACUGCUUGAAGUUACGAGGCUUGCCGAGAAAUUAGAUGCCAAACUUUGCGAGGCUGGAGCAAGGAGUCAAGCAUUGAAUCCAGCGACAGAGGAUGAUGAGUUAGCGACGAGUCCUGUAAGUGACGAUGCGAUUGAUUCUGGUAUGGGAACGUCGACUAGCGUUAAGGAUACUGAAGAGUCGAGGGUCACAGACAAAAGUUGUAAGUCGGAGGAAGUCAUAACGAAAGAAAUCGAUCGGCAAGAAAGCCGAGCGAGUAACCGAAGUAUCGUCGAAGAUUCAAGCGCAAUGGAUGAAUACGUGACAGCGACCGAAUGCUCGUCAGUACCAAGGUCGCGUAGCGAGUCGUUCCUCUCUUGCGAAUACGAGGAUGGCCCCGUUCCAACGACCUGCCGAAAUGCAGAGGACGAAUCGACGAUUAAAAACGAAGUAGUACCGAUAGCAAAAGCCGAUGCUACGGUAUCAACGAGUACUAGUGAUCAGCAAUUUAUUGAAUACAGUCCGGAUGGAGCGACUGUUAUUUCUCGAACAAUUCAAGAAAAAGGUGGAAAAGUCGUGAAAGAGACCACCGAAACGACGACACUACGCGUCUCACACGACACGCGCAUGGGUGUCGCGUCGUACAAGCUCGUUUCCAGUACCAUAACUGACCACACGGAUGACGUAGACAUUCGCGAGGUGCAAGAUUUAAAUCGAACGAUCUUAGCCGACGGUUCGGCAGCAUGUGAAGAUCUACAAACUCACCGCGAAGAGCACACCUACGCGUCGCCGAGUAAUCUGGCGAGUUAUCACCAAUCAGUGGCUACAAACGGCCACUGCAGUGACGUCGACGACGAACUGGUAAAGAUCGAAGAGAACAAAUUUGAUGUGCCACUGCAAAACGGUGGCACGGAGGACGACCACGAGUUACUGACGAUGAUGCGUACGGUAAGUGAGGAUUUGGACGAUCAGUGCAACUCUUCCGUGCAAGAGCUCAUUAGAAUAUCAAACUCUGGCUGUACUACGUCGUCCUCUGCUGCUCUUUCCUCUGCUGUCGACGAGUUUCAGUCUAUGUUGCCUGCUCCCAUUUCCAUCUGUGAAUUCUGUAAAUCGCCGAGCAGCAGCGUGAAGAUAAUGGUGAACGGUUACGAGGAAGCGAACGUCGACGAUGGGGCGACGAACGGCGAUGUCACGCGUCAGGAUAUCGUUGACGAGGAGACGACGACAACGACAACGACAGCGACGACGAAGAAGCCGGGUACCAAGCCGAAGACUACCACCAUCGGGACCAUUGCCCUGCAGAGCGGAGGCACCAGGCUUGUCAUUGCUCUUCUUGAAAGCGGAGAGUACUUGCGGUUAAAAGUUUUGGAGAUACAGCCAGAAUUAACGAAACUUGGUGUUUCGCCGGACGAAGCGAAAGAACUGUUACACGCCCACGACGAAGUAUUGCUCCGACUGCAGAACAAGCAAAGUCCGGUGGAAGAAUUAUUGAGGCAGGCUGACCACGUUAUAUCGUCACAGAAACCGAAAGCAGAGGUGUACAAAGCGAUGGCCGAAACGUUGGCUGCAGCCUGGAAGGACGUAAACGAUCUUCUCGAACGGCGGAAGGAUAUUUUGGAGCGAAAUGUACUUUUCCAAUGUCAAGCGGAAGAUUGUCGAGAAAGUAUGAAGGCACUAGAAAUGGCUUGCAACGAUGCGCAUUUACCAAUCGACAUUGAAUCCGUGAAAAAUUUGGUGAAAAAGCUUCACGAAUUGCGAAAAACAAUGCUCGAAAUGCUGAUGGGUGCAUUGAAAGAUGGUAAAAUAUUAUUGGAUAGGUUACGAGAUAUUUCGAACGAAGGAUCCUUAGACUCGAGGCCUGAUCGGAUAAAAGCUGAUGCUGAUUCGGCGAUACAUAAAGUGGAAAAUUGGCUGGAAGAGUUGCACGACAAAAGGCAUCAGAUUGAGAUUCUGUUUCGCACUAGAAAAACUCAACUAGAGCAAUGUCUCGGACUUGCACUUCUCGCAACGGACCUUCGCGAGCUCGAAGAUAUGCUCAGCGAUCGAGUAAACGCUCUGUCGAACAGCAGUGAUGUCCUUGGUGACUCGUCUGCCAGUGCUGAGUUGUUACUCCAUGAGCUGAGAAAAUUGCAGGUUGAAGCUAAGGAAAUCCAAGAUAAAGCCUUAAAAAUAACAAAGUCGACGGAGUAUUUAGCGUCGUCCGGGCAUUUCGCCGGCGAACAGGCAACCCAACAAGCAUAUGCGAUACUCGGCACGGCGGCCGAUUAUAUCAACGAUCUCGAUCAAUACGAGCUUCUGCUUAAUCGUGCUCUUGCAUUUUUCGAAUCUGCGCGAUCGGUCUUCACAAAACUGGAUCAGAUGGAGAUCCAGCUAGCCACGACUGAGCAUCCUCAGCGUUCAUCAAGUCUUUCUCGUCUUCACUCGCAAGCGUGCAAAACCUUAGAGGACAUCACGGCUGCGCCCCUGGCAGAAGGCUACGCCUUGCUUGAUGUCACGGGAAGAGGCGCGCCUGGUGCCGAGGGCAUCAAACGUACGGUCGAAGAAAUGGAGGAUCGCAAAAUACGACUGCUCGAACGAUGCACAGCUCAUCGAGAAGAAAAUGUCCGCAUCUCACGAUGCCUCAGCGAUUUCCUUGAAAAAUACGACGAACUUUCGAACUGGCUGUCGGGCAUCGUAGAAGCCUUUCUCAGGGGUCAUCAAGACAUGGGAAGUGACUUGACGAUGGCUCGCGAUUUUUACAGGCUCCACGUGCAACUUCUCGAAGAUCUCGACAAACGGGCAGACGAAGUGCGAAAGAUGGGCCGUGAUACCAUUCCCGAUGAAAUAGUUGAUCACCUACAAGAGUCUGAACGAGCGGAUAUUGUCGACAAAGUCGAGGCUUUGAGAAGUUCCUGGAGUAUGUCGAGAACUGCACUGGAGGCACGAUUAAAGUUGGCUUCGAUGUAUGUUGAAUUCCAUCAAAUGGCUGCUAAUGUAAAUGAAGAAUUUGAUCAGUUUGAGGCAGAGCUGAAGAAAUAUUCUGAAAAUAUGAAUGAUGAGCAAAUGAAAGAAUUGGAGAAGAAUUGGAGUAACUUGCAACCAAAAUACGUAGAGCUUACAAGCACGGCGAAGAAAUUUUUAGAUGAAAGUUCCAAGAUCGUUGACUCUUACCUCGAUGUGCCACGAGCUUGCCUUUGCAUAAAAUCAGUACUAGAAAAGUUUGCUAACAAACAAUUGACUACAACGCAGCAGUAUGAGAAUACCAUAACCACGAUAGCGAUUAAGAAAGAACUUCGAAUAGAACAAGAAAAACGAAUACAAGAAAGUGCCAAGACAAUCGAAACGGUAUCAAAAUUCAGGGAACAGUUGUAUCCAGUGAUAACGUGUCAAUCGUCUAAACCACAAGAUGUUUUGAAGAACCUCGAAAAAUCGAAAAUCAAUAUUCUUCCAGAACUAGGUCAAGCAGUCACGGAAUUGGAUGCGCGAAUAAAAAAUAUUGAAAGUAUCGAUCUCCAAGAAAACAAGUUCAACACAACGGUGAAGAAACAAUUGUACGAAGUGUCCGAGCGGCUACGGUCGGCUUCAUCAGAUUAUAAAAGCCUCCUCGAUGAUCUCAUCUCUGUGUUUGAGAAAUUUUCGCAGGUGGAGCACGAAAUUGAAUUCGAGCGCAAAAGCGUUGAAUCUUCGUCGACUUUCAAUCGAGAGUCGCUCCACGAGGUGCGAUCGCUUCUGGAACGACUCGAAGCCGUUAGCCGAUCGAUAGCCGAUCAUUUCAAACGAGCCAAACAAGAAUCGGAACGAAUUAUUCUUAAGAUUGGAAAUCUGGAGCCUGACGACACUGCUCGUCAAGAUAUCGAGAAAGUUAACCAAGCUUUUAGGCUGACGGUCGACGAAUGGAAUAAUUAUUCCACAGCGACGAGGACCAAGUUGCAAGAGAGAUUAGAUUUCUGCUUGUUUGGGGAUGAUUUGGAUAAGAUCAAUGCCGAGUUGAAGGACCUAGCUGAGCAACUAAGCACUAUUAGUGGAUGGCUCGGGGAAAGUCUUUCUUCGGCAAAAGGAGCUUCAGAAGCUUUCGUACAGUUCGAGAAAACUUUGAAUAUUUUGGUCUUGAGGAUUGACGAGUUCAUCAGAAAUACAGAAGUAAACGUUGGCAAGAACUUACCGAAAAUUCAGAACGAGUUGACUGGUUUACGAAGCAAAUUGAAAACGCUGAAGAAUCUUACGGAUAAUACAAGAAAAAAAAUCAAUUUGAGCAUCGAAUACUUCGAAUUGUUAGAAGAAGCCAAAGAAUGGUUUAAAGAAGGAAGCAAGUUACUUAUCGCUGUAGCGAGAAAGGCUACAUCUGUCAAAUCCCCUGACGAUGCUAAUAGCUUACUCCAAGAUAUCGAUUUCUUUUUGAAACCUGGCGAAGAAAAGCAAGAGAAACGUAUCGAGAAAAUUCGAGAAUUGUCUACGAAGAUAUUUGGUACGGAUCGCCUGCCCCAGUUUCAAGAAGUAGUUACCGAAAAUCGUGAGAUGCUCGACUCCUUCGCAGUAAUCUCGUCCGAACUUCGAACCCUCGGUGAUAAUCUGCGCAAUGCCGAGGAUUUACGUGAAAAAUUAAAACGUGAACGCGAAGAAGCCGAUGCGCGCGUAAAAGAAGCUGAAGCGGCAGCUGCACAAGCGGAAAGUGCACGUCUAGUUGCUGAACGGCUAACAGCUGAGACGUUAGAACGUGCAGCUGAAGAAGCGCGUAAACUUGCUGAGAAGGAAGUAACAAGUGCAGCUGCGCAAACUGAUAGUAUUUGCGAGGUUGACGAGGUACCGAAGAGGAGCGUUAUUGAGUCCUCUGUCAAGAAAGAGAUUUAUAUUGUAGAAAAGACUGAGAUUGAGGAACAACAUAUCUCCACUAUCAAAAAAGAAGAAACACCAAUAGUCGAGCCCGUUGAUGCAAUAGUGAAGGAAACUCAAGUUACCGAAGCAUACCAGCCAGAAUCGUCACCCAUUCCGAUUAAGGUUCCUACAAAGCCUGAAUUUAUAGUUCCACUUUAUGAUGCGACAAUACAGGAGGGGGAAAAAUUCAUAUUUGAAUGUAGAAUUAAUGGCCACCCACAACCGAAAAUUAGUUGGCAUAAAGAUGGUCUUCCAAUUGCUAAUAAUCCCGAUUACUUGACAAGUUAUAGUGAAGAUGGACUAUGUACUCUUACAAUUGAGGAAACUUUUACGGAAGAUUCGGCUAAAUUUUGCUGCAAAGCUACCAAUGAGUCGGGAGCUGCUGAAACUGAAGCUUUUCUGAAAGUUAAAGAAACAUCACCAGACGAGCAAUUAACUCCACCGCUGUUCGUAAAAGAGCUAAAUCCGUCAUUCGCGAGUGAAGGUUCCGCUUACGAACUAGAAUGUAAAGUACAGGGUAAUCCAUUGCCUACGGUCCAGUGGUUUAAAAACGACAAGAACAUCGAUAAUUCACCAGAUUAUACAAUGACGUAUAAUAACGGCGAGGCAAUUCUCAAAUUUGAGGAAGUGUUCUUCAGUGAUCAGGCCGAGUACACGUGCAGAGCUGCUAAUAAGAUUGGACAAGCUGCGACCUCAACCGUACUCAUAGUGGAAGCUUUAAAACCGAGUGAAGAUGAAGCUUUCAUCAUCGAAUUGCCAACCAUCACUAAACCUCCAUCAAACGUCACAGUUAAAGCUGGCGAAUCAGUGAAACUUGAGUGCGAAGUGUGUGGAAGUCCACCGUUUACCUUUACCUGGAGCCACGAUGGAAAGGUUCUGGAAAAUAUUGAAGCUGUCACGAUUCGUUCGGACGAGGCAUACGGUAGAAGUAGCCUCGAGUUCAGCCAAGCAAACGAGGCGUCUGCGGGUGAAUACGAGGUGACGGCGAGCAACGCAGCCGGCGAAGCUCAAGCCGGCUGCAACGUCGCCGUCAAGGUCGUCGAGGAGCAGCAACAGCUACCAGCUAAGAAAUUACAGGAACAACUGCCCGUCAAGAAUAUGGAGCCAAAGGCGCCGCGAGUUCAACUGCCUCUCAAGGAUAUCGCUGUUGCCGAGGGUGCUAGUGCCAGGCUCGAUUGUAUCAUCGUCGGACAGCCUGAGCCUGAGGUCAUUUGGUAUCAUGCAGAUCGUCCCGUUAAAGAAUCAGCAGACUUUCAACUGCUGUUCCAAGGUGAUAGAUGUUCGCUAGUGAUUCAUGAAGCAUUUCUCGACGAUGCUGGUGUUUAUAAAGUGGUUGCCAUCAAUUCUGGCGGCGAGGCAUCGAGUGAAUGUUCCCUCACUGUAACACGUAAGAAAAACAGAAAAAAAACCGAGAGUUUACCAAAGUUUACCAAACUUCUAACCGAUUUGCUGAUUGCCGAAGGUGAAGAAGCAAAGUUUGAGUGUGAAGUGACAGGUGAACCAAAACCUUCGGUCAUUUGGUAUCUAAAUAGUGAACCAAUAGUAGAAAACGACCGCAUCAGAAUUCAGACGGACGAUAGUGGACGUAGCGUGUUAAGGAUUUUCCCAUUGUUACCUGACGACAAAGGCAAUUACACGGCCAAGGCGACCAAUCGCGUGGGCGAAGCCAAGGCUUUCGCCAAACUCGUGGUUAAAGUUCUCGGUGUCAAGGACGACGCCGUGCAGAUGGAAGAGAAGCUUGUGCCACCUCAUUUCAAAGAGAGGUUUGAUAGCAGAGUCGUGCCCGAAGGCGUCACGACGAAGUUUGAGUGCAUAGUUCUUGGCAAACCAGCUCCAAAGAUCCAGUGGUUCUUCAAUGAGAAGCCAGUACAUGGAAAAGACUUUCUGGUAUCCGUUAGUGGUGAUCGUCAAGUGUUAACCAUUCCGGAAGUGGGCAGCAAUCAUGUAGGCAACAUUUCCUGCGUUGCGGAAAACGCAGCUGGAAAAGCUGUAUGCGAAGCUAAAGUCGAAAUCGGAGGAGGAACGUAGGAACGUACAAGACGUGGAGGGGUCAAAGCGGAGGAGGGGCUAAUUGAGAUACCGAAUAGCGAAGCAACGACAAUGCAGGCGUCAAGCAGUAACGACAAGUUCUUCGUGAGCGAGAGGACGGGUGGUGAAGGGCCUGGAGAUAGUAACCAAUCGACUACCACCACAAAAACGUCCUCGUCAAUCGUCGAAUCGUCCACCAUGCACACCACCAUGAAAAAGGAAUACGUCACAUCCACCAGCUCCUCAACUUUAUCCAGCUGCCCAGCUGCUCAUCAGCCACCUACCAGUGUGUGUUUGAAGAAAAUAUCUCAAAGUCACGAGCAGUCGAGCACUCAUAAUGGAGCACCACCUGUUGUUCAAUCACAAAAAAUUGAAGAGGUUGAACAGAUUGUGCAAGAAUCACCUGACGAAAUUCGCCAAGAAAAGACGGUUAUUGUUACCCAAGACACGGGAGGCACGAGGCAAAAAGAACGUAUGCAUCAAGUUCAAGUUCAAAAGCCUUGUAGAAAACAAACGGCGCCUCGUUUCGUUUCACCUGUCACCGGAAUGAUCGUCGACCAAGGAGCUGACAUCGUACUAGAAGGAAUCGUAGAUGGUUUUCCACUUCCGACAAUCACAUGGACAAAAAAUGGACAGGAAGUGCAAUCGUACAAUGGAAUUAAAAUUAGCUAUGACCACAACCAUGUAAAAUUGGAAAUAAAAGAUGUCAAGGUUAAGGAUGCUGGUCGGUAUACGUGCACAGCAAGAAACGAUGUGGGAAGUUCAAGUAGUACAGCUGAUCUAGUCGUAAAAAAAACUAUCUUUCCUCCUGUAUUCGGAAGAAGACUUCAAGCACAAGUAGUCAAAAAAGGUGAUAGAGUAAUUAUGGAGGUUGAAAUUACCGGAACACCUACACCUGAAGUGACAUGGUACAAAGACGACGAACCGAUUAUUGAGCCAGAAUACACGAUGAAAAAGCAAGCGAAUUCAUAUUAUUUGCUUAUUGAUAAAGCGGAAAAAGAGCAUGCAGGAAAGUACAUGGUUCGAGCUUCAAAUGCUGGUGGAGAAGCACAAAGUAUUGCUGACUUUGCAGUAUUUGAACCAACGCCAGAUACAAUGGUAGAAAUGCACAAGACUCUGGUUUACGAAAAUAUUCAAGAUAAAAAUGCUAGAAAACCUACCGAUAUACCUGGCGCAAAUCUUACUACGGAACAAAUAACGACGACGAUGAUUCAGCCAAGUGCUGCAAUUAAAACUCCUUUCCCUCCUACAUCCGCAUCCUCUACGAUCCGAACCAUUAAAUCAGAAACUACUGAAGAAGUUCAGAAAGCAUCUCGUACCGAAAUGAUAUCUUCUUCAAUCGAAUCUCAUAAAAGCGAAACGAAAUCAGAGCAAAAGUUCCAUAUGAAACUUGAACACAAACCGGCACCUUUCGAUGCAUCAUCACGAGAAGAAAAAAUCGAAACUACUCAAACAACUAUUGGAGGUCAAGAUGUCGUUGAUCAAACGACUGAAGUGACUGAAAAUGAAAAUAUAGAAACGUCAACUAUGGCUAAAAAGGAUGCACUUCAUUUCUUCGAAUCUAUGUCGAAAGGAAGUGAUGAUAUUUUAAAAGGACCGAAAGAUAUGAUUAAAUUGACCGAUGAAGACGAUGGUACAGGUCCUGGAUGUGACGUUCGAGUCAAUCAAUUGACUAAAAAUUAUGAACGUUCAACCAAAUUUGAAGAAGCAGCUCGUGAAGUUCCAAAACCUGAUAUAGCAGCUGGUAAAAAAGUUGUGCAAGACAUUUUCAACAAGUUUGAAAAAUGUUCAUCGAUUACUCGUGGCGUAGAUAAUACCUUAUUCGACUUUCCAUAUGAAGAGCACAAAUUGGCUCCUUUAUCAUGCACUCGUACAAUACUUGAAGAUGUAACUGCAUCAGGAUCGCCCAUUCAUGGUACAUUGACAAUUUCAAAGUUAGCGGCACAAUCAGAAAGUGCUGAAGCUAUGUUGAAAGGUUUCAAUUUGGUACCUGAACCGCCUCCUGAAAUUGGUUAUGCACCUAAACCAGAUGAAGGAUUGAAAUGUCGUCAGGAUGUUUCAUUCAAGGCUAAGCAGUUACAAGAAUCUUUUGAAAAUAGCAAAUCUCCAAUUGAAGCACCCAUUGGAGGGGUCAAGAUAUUUCCAACUGCACCACCAAAAAUUCAAUCAAUACCACAAGAAAAAUCGCCAACUCGUCCUUUAUCGAUCCCACCACCAUUUGAGCUAAAUAAGAAUGAAAAUUUAGACCAACGUAAUAUUUCAACAACAUAUUCUGAUAAGAAAGAAUGGACCCUACCUGAUCGAGAUUAUAGAGUAUCUUCAACACAGUCGAAACAAGAAAUAGAUAUGAAGCCAGAAUACCGCAUGACUCAGACUACUAUUGAAUCAUCAAGUUCUUUAGAAAAAAAAUCUUUUGGUUCGAAAGAAAUAAAUGUUACCGAAAAUAAGUACGAACCACCACCUUCACCACCAAAACCUAAACCAAUAAUUUAUAAAGCUGAAACAACCAAAGUAGGCCAUACUAUAAAUACGAUUGAAGAAAAGUCCGUAACAGAGAAAUAUACCGCAGAAUGCGAUGUGCAUAAGUCCGAAACAACGGAAAAGAAGUACGAAUCAAGUAGGAAGCAAACAUCUAGACCGUGGCCUGAUUCUAAAGAUACUGACUUAAAAGCUCCUAGACUAGUCAAGAGUGUAUCAGAUUUCUCAAAACCUGUAGUCAAAAUGUAUCAUACAGCUGCUGCGUCACCAUUGAAACCAGGGUCACCUCCAGAAAUGGGUUAUGCUCCUAGUCCAUAUACACAAGAGCAAAAGGUUGAGACAAUAGAAAAAAUAUGUCAUAAAUCGUCAGAUCAAAAGCCAGCACAUGUUCCUCACUGUGUAGCAAAAUCUGCAGCACUACCCAUAUUUUCAAAGAAGACUGAAGAAUAUAUAACUAAAGAUUACAAAGUUAGUCCACCACGUCAGCCUCAGUCAACCACAAAAAAAUACUCAAAAAGCUCAUUUUACAGCGAAAGUGAUUACGAAUCUGAACUUGAUAAUGCUCACAAGGCGGGAUAUAGGCAUGUUCAAGCUCCUGUUACUAAGCCAUGUUACAGGGCUAAAUCUACAGAACCGGAACCUCUACCACCUUCAAGUUUUGAGGUGCCAUCAACAAAUCUUACAGGUCCACCAAGACCAACUGUAACUCCAGAUCUGACUGAAUCGAAAAAAAUAUCUUCAGUAUACUCUGAAAAAGAUUCCAGAUCAUAUCAGAGUCAGCAAUAUGGAACGUUACCUAAACCUGGCUCUCCUCCGGUUUAUGUUCAACCUACUAAACCAGCUACUAAACCAUUGAAACCAGUGUCACCAAAAUUUCAGACAAAAACCUUCCAAAAAGAAAGUGGAUAUAUGGCUGACACCGAUGAGCCACUUCACAUGCAGCAACGCAAACAAUUUUCAGAAUCAUGUUCUUCGUUCUCCGAAACUAGAUCGAGCUUUAUGGAAAGUAAAAGUUACAGCAGUAGUCUGGAUAAAAAAGACAACACCUCUUCCUCAUUUUCACAAACCCAAUCCUAUUCCAGUAUACCCAAAACUGAAAUGCAACGUUCAUCGUUUGUAGAGAAGAUAACCGAGAAAUCACCUGCAUCACGAUUCAGGCCAGCUCCUGCAAAGGAAACAUCACAUGUGUCGCAAACGCAGUCGAGAUUCUCAAAGGGUGAGUUCCGUGAAAGUGAUUAUGAAAGUGACUUUGAUAAUAGUAGGAUAUCAUCAUCCUGGAAACCACAAACAUCGAUCCAAUCACCAUUUUUAUCAUCUGCUCAAUCAUCUGCUCAGACUAUUUCGGAUACAAAAUCAUCAUCAUCAACAAUAAAAUCAAUGAAAUCAUCCUUUUCUAGCUCAGGAACCCCAACGACAGCAGCUCCUUUGUCGUUUGGCGAAACGAAGAAGGAGACCGUCAUCAUGAGAGACAAGUCGACGAAAGCAGACAGACCUAGACCCAAAUCGGUACUACUUCCUGGUUCUCCACCAGAAAUAGCAUACGCUCCACCUCGACAAUCCUAUUAUGAGGGACAGAGUGGAAUGCCAUAUCAUAAUGCAGUUGGCACAGAAAUGAAAAAGACUGUUCGCAUGGACGAAUCGACGGAAAAUACAAGGAGAAUAGUGACGGUCGAACAGACCAGUCGAGUAAUUAAAUUUGGAGAGAACCAAACGCAGCAUGAAAUGUAUAAACAGCAAUUUCAUGUACCACAACAAAAGCAGCAACAACAACAAAAGCAACAACAAUAUCAACAGCAACAGCAGCAACAACAAUAUCAACAACAGCAGCAGCAAAAACAAUAUCAACAACAGCAGCAACAAACAUAUAAACAACAACAACAGCAACAACAAUAUCAACAACAGCAGCAGCAACAUAAGAGAAGUUCUUAUAAAGUACCAACUCCCACGAAAUUUGUACAGGGACAUUUCCGUGAAUCUGAGUACGAAAGCGACGCGGAUAGUAGAAGAAUUAGAGCCAAAUGGGCACCUAGUGAAAGUGAAAGCGAAGAACCACAAUAUCGCAAAGUUCAACCUCCGAAACCGCAUAUAACCAGGUCGCCUAUAAUCACUAUGCCGCCUAGUGAAUCUGAAGCUGAAAAAUCCGAGAGUGAAAGGUAUUACAGUCGUAUAGAAUCGUCUAGAAGUCGACAUUCUCAAGCUGACGACUACAAUCUCAAGCCAGGAUCACCACCAGAGUUUGCAUAUGCACCAGGACAUGAAUUCAAGAAAACCGCCAAUCACAUAGCCUCGAAGCACAUAAGUGACAUGACCAGCAGCUUCAAAUCGAAAACAGAGAAAUUCGCUAGCGAAAUUCAGUCUGAUUUAAAGAGUCGAAGCAAACCUAUUCUCAAACAAUCAUCAAGGGAUACCGGCAGCACCACUGUUGCUGGGGAUGAACCCAGAACGUAUAGGGAAGAAUCCAGGGUCGCGCAGUAUGGCACAAAGCACAUCGAUCCAGACACGGGCUUAAUCUACUUCAAGUACGAUUUUGGUUACGAGUUUGGUAUCGUAUUUCCCGGUGAAGGCAAACGUACUGUAACGAGCAGCAAUCAAAGUUACAAGGGCCAGCGUAAGCCUGGCGACAUUGAUGUACCAAUUGUGCACGAAUUCACUCAUAAGGAGAACGGUUACGCCAAAUCUACAUCGCAAAACUAUUGCAACACUUUUCCUCGUAAAUCGGCUCCUAAGUAUAGUAAAACUGUUAAAUGGGAGCCUCCUUCCGAAAGUGAGUUCUCUGAGGCUGAGGAGGUUCGCACCAUUGUUAAAAAUGAAAGUACUAGCAAUCGGAUGUCCGCGCCUCCUAAUCUAUCAAUACCAAAUUCACCAUCUCCAAGAUGGGAUCCAACUUCACCAAGUCCAGCCUCACUCAGCCCGAGUUUGCCAAACUUCAGCCCGCGUUAUGGAAGCGGUCCCAGUAACGUCAAUUCGACGCCAGGUUCUCCAUGGUCAGGAACCAAUGGUGAAAGAAUAAUUCCUGUUGCCUCAGAAGUUGUCAAACCAUACAUAGAAAUUAUCCCAAAAAAGGCACCUUUAUUCAUAACGCCACUUAGAGACAUUGCUGUAGUCAGUGGUCAAACUGCACGAUUUGAAUGCAUAGUUCAAGCUGAACCGCAACCAAAUAUCCUAUGGUCGAAAGAUGGUAGGAUAAUUGAAAAUUCAAUCAAUGCUGAUCUGUACUAUCGAAAUGGCGUUUGCCGUCUCACUUUACCACGAACAACGCCAGAUGAUGCUGGCAGCUAUACUUGUACAGCAACAAACAGCCUAGGUUCAACCGCGACAUCCGCGAGCUUGCAAGUACCAGAAAUGUUGGAACCAUCAACAGAAUAUGAGCAGAAAAAUAAAUGUUACCUAGAUAAAAUGUCAAGAUUUGUAGCUCUCAAGGAUCUUUUCCUGUCUCCGGAAAUUCAUAUCAAAAGCACUAGUCUUUUCCAAAAUAGUAAUUCUAAAAAAACAGAACUUUGGAAAUUUAGCAAUGAAAGAUUAUAUCAUGAAUCAGGAGACAUCGAUGAUGUAACUCGACGUCUUGAGUUUUCAGAUACUGAUACGUCUGUUAAUUCUAAUGACGAUUCGAAUAGUGUGCCACCUUUAAAAUACGCAUUUCAAAAUUCUUUAGAUAAUGAUCAAAAUAUUUGUGUUUCACCAAUGCCAAAUGGUAUCAAACAACUUCCUUUAUCAGAAAAGGGUAAAACUGAAUAUGUACCCCCUAGUCAAAAGAUUUCUGAUCAACUGUAUCAAUAUAAAUCAUCUUCAUUUGAUACGAUUGAAAACUUUAAGGUUCUUCCAAUUGUCGCAUUUGAAAACCAACUUCUACAUAAUAAAAACUACCGGGAAUCAAUCACUAAAUUUAACGCAAGAACAUUUAAUUCAGGAAUCGAUACCACAACUAAUGAAAGUCCAGAAUUAUUUGAACCACCAAAAAUUCUGCAAAAACAUAAAUGCUCUAGAUUUUUAAAAGGCUCCAAUGGUAUCUUUUUUACAAAGAUAUCUGGUAAUCCCAAUCCAGUGGUAACUUGGUUGAAAAAUGGUCAGCGAUUAAUUGGAUCGCAACACAUCGAGAUCACAGGUACAGAUCAAGAAUUGCAACUAAAAAUCAAUGACGUUGUUCCAGAAGAUAUUGGAUAUUAUACUUUAGUAUUAGAGAAUCAGUACGGGGUAACGCUUAGCUCUGCCUAUCUAACAGUAGAAUCACCUGAUCAAAUUGAUUAUGUGCCUAUACCAUUUACUAAAGACUCAGUUGAAGCAAUUUGCCCGAAUAUUUUCAAAAAUUCACAAAAUAUAAAACUACUUCCUUCAAAAUUAAUUAAUACCAAUGUAGACUCGUGCAAUGUAAUUGAAGGAGAAAUGACAAAAUUUAAUUGUCAAACAAUCGCUUAUCCAUCUCCUGAGGCCACCUGGUAUAUUAAUGAUAAUACUAUCGUCAUUGAUGAAACACAUGAAAUUCUAGUCGACGAAAGAAAUAAUAGUUCACUUUUGACAAGCAAUGUUGGUCCAUUGGAUCAUGAAAUCGUUGAAGGUAGAGCUUGUGAUGAAACUGGCGAAUCGUCUUAUAUUAAAACUUUCACACCGCUGGUUGCUGGGCAAAAGGGUGAAAUGCCAUUUUCAACUAAUCCAAAAAUGCAAAUAUCUUCAAAUAAUGAAUCUUCAAAACUACAUGUUGAAGAGAUGGCAGUUGACGAUAUAAAUUGGUUUGAAUCUACAUCUCCUAAUAUAGCUGAAUCUACUGUGAAUGAAAAACACUUUAUUAAUAAGUCACUAAAAGAAUCUAUUACGAGUUCUUCAAAACCUACGCAUCAGCCAAAAGAAAAAUCAGAAUUUAUACCAUCAGAUGAUUAUGAAAUUGUGAGUUUUCAUCGUGAAAUAAUCUCAAAUUCAGAAAAAUGUUCUCCAGAAUCAAAUGAAGUUUCUGCUAAUGUAAACGAUGAGCGACAAAUUUCUCAGUUUAAAGUUGCAAAUUCACAACAAACAACAAAUCUCGAGAAGUUAUCUUCUCAACGGCCAAUAUUCACUCGAAUGCUCAAAGAAUUAGGAGAAUUGCAAGAAGGUCGCAAUGCUCACUUUGAAGCUCAACUAACUCCUAUAAGUGAUCAAACAAUGAGAGUAAUGUGGUACAAAUAUAAAAAACCAAUUACAGCUGAUUCCAGAAUUAGCACUAUUUUCAACUUUGGCUAUGUAUCGUUAAAUAUAAUGAACCUGCGGAUAGAGGAUUCUGGAUUUUAUUCUGUUCGAGCUGUCAAUCGUUUAGGGGAAGCUACAAGUUCAACAUUUUUAAAAGUCCUGGCAAAUACGGAACAUUCGACAGACUUGGAUACAGAUAAUCACUGUUAUCUGAAAAUUGAUGAAGUAUCAAAAAAUAAUGAAAAGGUCAAGCCUGAGGUAGUUCACACCAACUCAUUUUUAAAGAAUGACAAUCUUUCAAAUUUAAGAAAAAUUCCGACAACUGAACUCUUUGAAAGUAACACAUGCUUUACUAAAGAUAAUGAAAAAAUUAGUGAAUUUCCUAGAUUUAUAGGAGAGUUAAAAAGAACACAUGAAAUAAGAGAAGGACAGAGAGCCCAUUUCGAAAUUUGUAUUAAACCACAAAAUGAUAAAACAAUGAAAGUUGAAUGGCUGCAUAAUGGAAAACCAAUUCCUACUGCUAAUAGAAUUCAAAUGUACUAUGCCUUUGGAUAUGCUGCUAUCGAUAUUCAUGAAGUACGAUCGGAAGAUGUAGGUACAUAUACUGUCAUAGCACGAAAUAAUCUGGGAGAAAUAUUUUCAACUACUGAUAUGAUUGUUACUUCUCUUUCUAUUCCAGACAUGAGAGCUAUACAUCCUGGAGUUUGUUUAAAAACUGAAAGUCUUAGGAAUAUGAAAUUGGCAGAACUUCAACACGAAUUUGCUGAAACUAUACAUUCUAAACCUGUGUUAGCACGCUCAUUAAGUUCCGAUCGAUUUACUUCUAAAACGAAAAAUAUUGAUUCUGAUACAUAUCGAAAGUUUGAAUGUAUUGAAGAUAUGGAACUAGUUAAAUCUCAACGUCAACUUAAUGUAACUGUAGAUUGCAAGUCAACAUUUGCUCAACCUUUGGAUUUUAAUAAAUAUAACCUACUUGAUAACAAUGAUAUAGAAUUUACUGAAAUAUCACCUCAAACUGGUCAAAUUUUAGAUGAAAUUGUUAAUAAUCAAUCCAAACCUUCUGCUACCCAUUCGCAUUUACCUGAAAACUUAUCAAGACGUAAAGAAGAUCAACGAAAAGAAAUAAUUGUCAACCAAGUUCCACAAUUUACUCGGCCUCUUCGCAAUAUCGAAACUGUUGAAUUAACAAAUGUUCACUUGGAAUGUCGUUUACAGCCUGUUGGUGAUACAUCGAUGAAAGUAGAUUGGUUUAUCAAUGGUAGACCUAUUAGAACUGGGUACCGUUUUAGACCAUCUAAUGAUUUCGAUUAUGUGGGACUUGAUAUUUUAGGAGUCUAUCCGGAAGAUUCAGGUAUUUAUACUUGUCAAGCACGUAACCGACUUGGUGAAGCAGCAACUUCAUGCACAGUUAAAGUGCAAGGUGGUUUGGAUUUAGUACUGGAAUCGCAGCAUCCUGAAAUUCUAAGACAUAUUAAGUACUUAGAAGAUGCAAGGAGAUGUAAGAGGCCUGAUAUUAUCGAUGAGUUUGUAAACGUCCAACCUAAAUUUAUAACUCAUCCGAAAAAUCAAGAAAAUUUAAACGAAGGGCAGAAUGCUCAUUUUGAAUGUAAAUUAGAACCAGUUACAGAUUCGAAUUUGAAAGUAGAAUGGUACAAAGACAACAAACCGAUCACUAUAGGACAUCGAUUCCGUCCAAUGCAUGAUUUUGGCUACGCUGCUCUAGAUAUCAUAAAUUUGAUUGUUGAGGACUCGGGUACGUACACAUGUAGAGCUGUGAAUUUGGUUGGAGAAGAUAUGGUGAAUUGUACAUUACAUUGCAAUCCAAGCUAUCAUAUAGUAUCUGAUACUCACAAUGAAAGUGGGCUUGAAAAGAUUCUUAAUCUUGAAGACAAAGUGAAAUAUCAUUCAGUAGAAAGUGUCGAUGAAAUAACUGCUCAAGCUCCUGUUUUCACAGCUUCUUUGAAUAAUGUUCAAAUCACAGAAGGCCAACGAGCGCAUCUCGAAUGUAGAUUGAUUCCAGUUUCAGAUUCCACUAUGAAUAUAGAAUGGUUCCAUAACAAUACACCUGUUAAAACUGGAUCUCGUUACGUUGAAGCGAAUAAUUUUGGCUCCGUCACUUUUGAUAUCAUAUGUGCGUAUCCAGAAGAUACAGGAUUGUAUACUUGUCAGGCUAAAAAUGCAAAUGGAGAGGCUAUUACCUCUGCAACUGUAAUUGUUGAUUCCAAAACAUCAAUUAAUAAUGAAACUCAAAAUAAAGAAGCUUUACAAAAAAUACAAGAACUGGAAAACAUUCCUCGUCGUCCACGUAAAACUGUUAAUAAAGAAACCGUUACACAAGCACCAGUUUUUACAGUACCUAUUAAAGAUAUACAUUCGAAUGAAAAUAAUGGAGUACUUUUUGAAGCUCGAAUCAUUCCCGUAGGUUAUUCCAACUUAAAGCUUGAAUGGCUACGUAAUGGCGUACCGAUUCCGGCAUCAAAUCGUAUCACGGCAGUACAUGACUUCGGUUACGUAGCUUUAAACAUGAAAUACGUUAACCCAGAAGAUGCUGGAACUUACACGUGUAGAGCUAUUAAUGAUCUUGGUGAAGCUGUCACGUCAGCAACUUUGUUUGUUCGACCGAAAGCAGCAUUACAAACUGAGUCUCGUUAUGAAGGUGUUUUACCAAAACUCCAAACUUUGGAAGAUAGAAGGAAUCAUUCAAAAUAUAAUGAAGUGGAAUUAGUAAUCACUGAAAUACCAAAAUUUACUGUUGAAGUUAAUGGGCCUGUAAACUUAGUAGAAGGCGAAAACGUACACUAUGAAUGUUGCAUCGAACCCUACCCUGAUUAUAACUUAAAAGUCGAAUGGUUUCACAAUGGCCAACGCCUUCCAAUUGGAUACAGAUAUAGAACAGCAAAUAACUUUGGCUUUGCAUCACUCGAUAUUUUGUCAGUCCGUACUGAAGAUUCUGGCGUUUACACUUGCGUAGCGUCAAACCAUAUUGGACAAGCAGAAAGUACUAUUGAAGUUAAUAUAGAGCCUCGAAUAUCUGUGAUAAGCGAUUCAAAGCAUGAAGGAGCAUUAAAGAAAAUAGAACAACUCGAAGGUGGUUCAUUUCAAAAACGGCCUGGAGAUACAAAGUCUAUAGCGCCUGAAAAACCUAAAUUUGGGGUAUCAUUGAAAAAUAUCGAGCAUUUACCCGAAGGUGAAACUGCUCGUUUAGAAGCGACGUUAUCCCCGGUAAAUGAUGAAAAAAUGUCAAUUAAAUGGUAUAAAGAUGGAAAGUUAAUUCCUUCUGGACACCGAUUUAAAACUACUUGUGAUUUUGGAUAUAUCGCGCUUCAUAUUCUGUAUGCAUUUCCCGAAGAUUCUGGCACAUAUAUGUGUAAAGCUAAAAAUGCUGCUGGUGAAGCAGCCACUACUUGUAUUAUUAAUAUCGAUGAUAAACAAAGUGUUUAUGAUGGUACGAUGGAUGCUCGCCGACUCGAAAAAAUUCAUCUUUUUGAAAAUUCCAAAGCUAAAGUGAUUAUGGAAAAAGAAGAUAAACAUGAGAAACCAGCGUUUGUAUCUCCUUUGAAUAAUUUGGAACUUCAAGAAGGAGAACGAGCUCAUUUGGAGUGCCGUAUCGAACCAAUAAAUGAUACUAACUUGUAUAUAGAUUGGUUUAUUAACGGAAAACCAGUUAAAAUUGGUCAUCGUUUUAGAAAAACACAUGAGUUUGGGUAUGUUGCUCUUGACAUUUUGUAUACGUAUGCAGAAGAUUCAGGUAAUUAUAUGUGUAAGGCAACGAAUCUUGCUGGAGAAGCGGUCAACACUUGCAUAAUCAAUGUUGGUUCUCCUCAAAGUUUAAUAUUAGAAUCUUUAUAUCCGAAUGGAUUGGAAAUGAUAACAGAAUUAGAAGCUAGACGCCGACCAAUCAGCUUAGAAAUCCAAGAGCCUUCUAUAUGUCACCCUAGGUUAAUAAGCGAAUUACAAGGAACAACAGAAAUUCAUGAAGGUCAACCAGCUCAUUUUGAAUGUCGUAUUGAACCCCUGCAUGACGCUAAUCUUCGAGUAGAGUUUUUCCAUAACGAAAAACGUUUAGCAGAAGCAUCCAGAUUCCAUAUAACAUGUGGUUUUGGUUAUGUUGCAUUGAACAUUAGUCACGUAAUUCCAGAAGAUGAAGGACAAUACUUCGUACGAGUUAUUAAUGCUCUUGGUCAGUGCUUUUCCUCCAUUAAAUGCAGUGUAUUAAGAAAACAGAAUAUCAUCUCGGAGUCAAACAGACCUAAAGGAUUGGAAAAGAUUUAUGAACUUGAAUCUCAGUUACUACAUAAUAAACUUGAAGUUUCUAAACCAAAAACAAGACAAAGACCAAUCUUUACUCAACCAUUGCAGAAUAUUGAUAGUCUAACAGAGGGUCAGAUAGCUCAUUUUGAAUGUAAAUUAAUUCCAGUUGGGGAUACUUCAUUAAAAGUUGAAUGGUUCAGGGAUGAAAAACCAUUAGAAUUGAGUUCUCGAAUAACGAUAACCCAUGAUUUCGGCCAUGCAACUCUCAAUUUUGAUCACGUAAGGGAAGAAGAUGAAGGAAUUUACAUGUGCCGUGCUUCAAAUCUUAUGGGUGAAGCUAUAACGACCGCGUAUAUGAAAAUUUUACCAAAAGAAAAAAUCCAAUUUGGUACAAAAUAUCCUCAAAUACAUACUAAACUCUUACAAUUAGAAGAUAAACAAAUGUUCACUCCAUUACAAGAACUUGAAGAAAUUUAUGAAAAGCCAAUUUUUACACAAUUAUUGACUGGACCAUCAGCUGUGGUUGAAGGACAAAUCGCUCAUUAUGAAUGUAGAAUUGUGCCUGUUGGCGACUCAGAUUUGAGACUUGAAUGGCUAUUAAAUGGAAAUACACUUCAAAUGGGUUCUCGGUUUCGUGUCAACAACAAUUUUGGACUUGUUACGCUAGAUAUUUUAAAAGUUAUUCCCGAAGAUUCUGGAAUCUAUAGUUGUAAGGCUAUCAAUAGUGCAGGAGAAGCUCUAUCUUCGAUUCCUCUUAAGGUGAAAAGUCGUCCUAAUAUUGCUCUAGAUUCUAUUCAUGAAGAUGCCUGGCAAAAGAUACAACUCAAAGAAGCUGAAAGAAAUAAAGUUUCAGAAAUUUUUGUCGACGCAAUACCACAACAACCUCCAAUGUUUAUAACACAUUUGAAAAGCUAUGAUGAUUUAAUAGAAGAACAAAACAUUUGUUUAGAAGCACAAAUAGAGCCUCAUACUGACGCAAAUCUUCAUAUUGAAUGGUUCAAAAAUGGGGUGGCUUUACAAACAGGAACGCGUUUAAGAAGUACCUUCGAUUUUGGUUUUGCUUCACUGUUAAUUAAUGGAUUACGUCUAGAUGACUCAGGUUUAUAUACUUGUAAAGCAGCUAAUUUACUUGGUGAAGCAGUAUCAACGUGUAGUAUUAAGGUUAUCGAAGCUAAUUGGUUGAUAUGUGAUAGUUUACAUCCGAAAGCUAUAACUAAAAUUAGUAUGUUUGAACAUUCUCCAGAAAGCUUAGAAGAACAAUUCAAAUUAACAUACGGGGAACCAAUUUUUAUCCGUCAUCUAAAUAAUGUAGAAUGUAAUGAAGGUAAUACUAUUAUUUUUGAAUGUAAAAUAGAACCAUCUAAAGAUCCAUCAUUGCAAAUUGAUUGGUUUUUAAACGGUCAGUCUCUACCAUUUGGUGACCGGUAUAAGACGAAAUACGAUUUUGGUCAUGCAAUUCUUACUUUAAGCAAUGUUUCAGACAAAGAUUCUGGAAUUAUUACAGUCAAAGUCAACAAUUCUAAAGGUUCAGCUCAAACAUCAGGAACAUUGAAAUGUUCAAACAAACAAAAUAUUCUUUUGCAAACACAACAUCUACAAGGUGAUGUUGGUUUAUCAAAAAUAACGGAAAUAGAUGAAUUAUACACGUCAAAAGCUAGACGAUCACAAACUUAUUCUUCAAAGGAGUAUAACAAACCUAUUUGGGUAGUACCUUUCCCAUCUGAAAUUAAACUUAAAGAAGAUGCUCCAUUGCAUUUGGAAGCUAAUUUUGAGCCCAAAGAUGACGAUAACUUAAAAAUACAAUGGUACUUCAAUGGAAACUUAUUGCAAAAUGGAUCACGAUACAAAAUUACAUACGAGUUUGGAUUUGUCACAUUAGAUUUGAUUGAUACUUUUGAAAGAGAUUCUGGCAUCUACACGUGUAAGGCAUACAAUGAGUCUGGCAAAGCCUUCACGUCAUCAACAGUUUAUUGCUCAAAACAGGAAAAUAUUGUAGAAAAGCCUAGGAAUUACAAGGAUACACAUAACCUCAAGGUUGUUCAACGUGCAUGCAAUACCCCUGAAAAAGAAAAUGAUGUAGUUACUGACCAACCACCAAAAUUUACUUCAAAAGUGGAUAAUCUACUAAAUAUUACAGAAGGAGAACUUAUUCAUUUUGCAGCUUCACUCAUUCCUAUUGAAGAUCAAACUAUGUCUAUCGAAUGGUCCUGCAAUGGGAAACGAAUUGAAGCUAGUCAUCGAAUUUGUACAGCGUAUGCUUUUGGAAUAGUUAUUCUUGAAAUACACGGAGUUAGAACUGAAGAUUCCGGGACGUAUAAUUGCAGAGCUACAAAUCAAUUUGGAAUAGCUGAAGUUGAAUUCGAAUUACUAUGUAUACAAAAGUCAAGCGGUCAAAAACCAGAAUUUAUAACUCACUUACAAUCAUUAGAAAAUCUUAAGGAUGGACAGUCGGCUCACUUUGAAUGCAGUCUUACUCCACUUGAUGAUUCAGAUAUGAUAAUCGAAUGGUUACACAAUGGAGAGCUUUUGCGCCACUCAUCACGCUACAAAUUGGUUUUCGAUUUUGGUACUGUGGUUAUGGAUAUUGCAGGUGUAAUACCAUAUGACAGUGGCGAAUACAUUUGUAAAGCAACUAAUAAAUACGGUGAAGCUUUUACUAAAGCAAAUUUAACUUGUAUUGAUAGAAGUGGAGUAUAUUUUGAGACUCUAAAACCUAAUUCACUAACUAAAAUUAAACAACUAGAGUCAUAUACUAAAAAAUCAACAGAAUUGAUAGAACAAAAAAUUGAUCCUCCAAAAUUUAUCACUUAUAUACAGGAUAACAAGGUCAUUGAAGGGCAGCCAGCUCAUUUUGAAGCGAGAUUCAUACCAUCAAUGGAUUCAGAUUUAAAAACUGAAUGGUAUUGCAAUGGAAAAAAAAUACCCAAUAGUUAUCGUUAUCGCACAUUUCAUGACUUUGGCAUUGCUGUACUUGAUAUACUUUAUUGUUACGAGGAAAAUUCGGGCGAAUAUGAAUGUAGAGCUAUAAAUAAAUAUGGACACGAUUUUACAAAAGCACAAUUGAUAUGCAUUUCAAAAUUAGAAUCUUCAGAAAAUUCAAAAAGUAAAUUUGAAGAAAUUUCAAUUGUACACGUUGAAAAGGCAGAAAGGAAAAAUGACCAAUCUAUAGAAAUGAUAAAUAGAGCUCCCGUCUUUACAUUGCCUUUAAAUAAUAUAGAUAAUCUGUACGAAGGGGGAAGUGCUCAUUUUGAAACACGAUUGACACCUGUAAAUGAUCCUAAAUUAAUGGUUGAAUGGUUUUGGAACGGAAAACCAUUAAGAACAGGUACCCGAUACCGUACGAUCAAUGAUUUUGGUUUUAUUAUUCUAGAAAUAUCGCCAAUUUAUUUAGAAGAUUCUGGAGAAUAUAUCUGUAGAGCAAAAAAUGAAUUCGGUGAAGCUGUAACUUCUUGCUUGAUGAAAUGCAUUAGUAAAAGUUCGGCUAUUGUCGAAUCUAAACUUUCACAGAGUAAUGAAAAUACUAUCUAUAAAUUGUCAGAAAUAAAAAAUAACGACGGUAAUCCACCCGAAUUUAUUAAUGCACCUCAAGAUUUGACGGUAUUAGAAAAUUCAUUAGCACAUUUUAAAUGUCAAUUAAUACCUCUAAAUGAUUCUAGUAUUAGAGUAGAGUGGUUUCACAAUGGAAAACCCCUUUUAGCAGGAACUAGAGUGAAAACGAUUCAUGAUUUUGGUUUUGUGGUCCUAGAAAUAGCCAAUUGUUGUCGGCGAGAUUCUGGUUUAUACAUGUGCAAAGCAGUAAAUAGACACGGCAAAGCUACUGUAUCGUGCACACUUCGUAUUUACGAAAAUCAUUUCAUUUCAUUGGAAGAUGUCGUUGAUUUUGGUUUACACUAUGCUUGUGAAGAAAAUGAAACAAAAUACAAAAAAAUUAGGCAAAAACCAACAUUGGCUUCUCACGUAACAUCUGAAAUUCCUCGUCAGAUUCCAAAAUUUAUAACUCACAUAAAAUCUAUUAAUGUUGAUGAAGAUGAAAGUGUAAAAUUCAUGUGUCGAGUGGAACCAAAAGAUGAUCCAGAUCUAAAAAUUGAAUGGUACAGAAAUGGAGAAUUGAUUCCAGUCGGUCACAAGUAUAAAAUGAAUUAUAAUAUAGGUAUUAUUUCAAUGGACAUUUUGUACGUAUAUCCUGAAGAUUCUGGAGAAUACACAUGUAAAGUUAUUAAUCUUCAUGGAGAAGAUACAACUUCGGCAUUCGUGACGUGCAGAAAAUCACCAAGUAUUAUUUUGUACAAUCAAGUGCCUAAAGGAUUGAAUAAAUCUGAAGCAAUGUUACAAAUGGAAGCUACUAUUAAAAAGUAUACUUCAGAAGUAUGCCUUACUGAGGAUGAUUUUUUUGAAAUGGAUACUAAAAAACCUCCUAGAUUCGUUACAUUUAUAAAAGAUCAACUUAAUCUAGUUGAAAUGGAUUGUACUAAAUUUGAAUGCCAACUAGCACCAGUCGGUGAUCCUGAUAUGAAAAUUGAAUGGUUUUUAAAUGGAGAGCCAUUGCAGCAUAAAAAUCGGUUCACACCAAUUUAUGAUUUUGGAUAUGUUGCGAUGAACUUUGGAUGGGUGUACCCGGAAGACAGUGGAAUGUAUUUAUGUAGGGCAACCAAUUUAUACGGAAUGGAUGAAACUAGAGCUAUUUUAAAGAUAGCUGGAAAGCCAGGUAUAAUUUAUGAAACGCAGUUACCGAAAGGUAUGAAGAGUGUCGAAAAAAUACGAGAAAUGGAAGCCUCUUGGCAAGUUAUUCCUAAAGAAAUAGUUGAAAAAGAAAAGGUCGACACUUGUCCAAUUUUUGUGACUCGUCCAGAAAACGCUACAGUUUUUGAAGGCGAACGGUCUAAAUUUUGCUGUCGCAUUACUAGUCAUCCCAGACCUAUUGUAUUUUGGCUGAUUAAUAAGCGUGUUGUAACAAACGGACCAUAUUAUAAACUAACCUAUGAUGGAAUGUAUCAUAUGGAUAUCCCAAAGACAAGACAAUGUGAUAAUGGAAAGAUAGAAGUAAUUGCAAAAAACUCAGUCGGUGAAGUUCGAACAGAUGCUCAUUUAACCGUUAAACCCCGUUGCAUAAAUUACCGUACAGUUCUCAAAUCAUCACAAAAACGUGGACAUGAGCCUGAAUUUUCAGAACGUUCAACUAAUCAAACGAAAUUUAUUUCAAAACAACUAUUUAAUCAAAAAUCACAGAUUUACCAAGAUACAAAUAAAAAAAAUCUAUAUUCUAAACAAACAGUGAAUACAGAACAACAAACAGAUCAGAAGUCCACGGAUGAAAGUACAGCUUAUAUUUUAUCCAAAAAAGAAAUUCCAACAGAAUACGAAACCGACAAAACAAUUGAAACAGUACUUAGCUCAUCUAAAGCAACAGAGAGCGAAGUAACUUUACGAAAGAACAUUGAGUACGAGAGUGUUACCAUUUGUAAACCACCAGUCUUUAUGAAAAGACUUCAAUCGUGUCGAGUUUACGAACAGGACGAAGUUAAAUUUGAAAUUGAAUUCGACGGUGAUCCAUUGCCAUUAAUUAAAUGGUAUCGCGAGGAUUAUCUAUUGGCAAACAAUGCGGAUUUAAAAAUUUAUACUUUCAAUACUAAAUCCUCGUUAAUGAUUCAUCAAGCAUUUUUGGAAGAUUCUGGAGUAUUUUCUGUAAUUGCAGAAAAUAAAAGUGGUAAAGCCAGGUGUAGUGCUAAUUUAAUUGUUGAAGAAAGACGAAAACAGUGUAAUUUAGAAGAAAGUAUACUUCCAAGUUUUAUUGAUGUUAUAAAAAAUACUACCAUUAAAAAUGGGGAACUUGCUAGAUUCGAUGCUAAAGUCAAAGGCACCAAACCUAUUCAAAUUUUUUGGUUUAAGAAUGACCAAGAAAUUUAUCCUGAUAUUCGCAUAAAAACUUUGGAAGAAGAUGACAUUCAUACUCUGCUAAUCUUGGAAAGUAUCAAAAGUGACACUGGAAAAUACAAAUGUGUUGCCGUAAACAGUGCCGGUAAAGCACAUUGUGAGGCAAAGUGCAUCGUACAAGACAUUGAGUCGUCAGCAACAAAUAAAUUUCCGCAUUUAACUAGCAAAGAAAGUGAACCAGUAAUUUUGCAAUCUCUUACAAAUCAAAUAAUUGAAGAAGGUACAAUGGUAAUAUUUUCUUGUAAAAUUAGAGGCUCGCCAACUCCUACAAUCCAAUGGAAAAAGGGGAAUAAGAUAAUCAUGCCCUCUAAAUAUUUCCAAAUGCACAAAGAAGGAGAAUCUUAUACGUUAAAAAUCACAGAAGCAUUUGCCGAAGACGAAGAUAUUUAUACAUGUAUAGCUAAAAAUAUAUCUGGUAAAACUGAAAGCUCGGCUACUUUGAAAGUACUAGUUGCAGAAAUAGUGAAAAUAUUACCGUUAUUAACUCCUAUUGAAGAUCAAAUUGUACUAGAAGGACAACCAGUUCGAUUUACAACUCAAAUUUUGCCUCCUGAUCUUGAAGCUGAAAUUCAAUGGUAUCGCGAAGAUAUUAUUAUUCCCGAGUCAUCUGAUUUUAAAAUUACGCGUGAAGAAAGUACAAUUAUACUUCAAAUUACAAAAACAUAUAUCGAAGACUCGGGCAUUUUUACCUGCAGAGCAGUGACUUCAGCUGGAGUUUUGGAAGUGUCAGCAAAACUCAUUGUAAAAAAAGUUAGUGAAGCAUCAACGAGUAGUUCUAGCCAAAAUCGUCAAACUGAAUUAAGCAAUCGUGAUGAAAAUACAUAUUCCGAUAGUACCAAGAGUUUAGGGGGAUUAAGAUUAUGGAGCAGUUCAUUAUCACCUGGAUGUAAACGUGAUCAUAAAUACCAUACGUAUCCCAAAUCACGCAUUCCAGUGUCACGAAGAUUCCACAAUAAAUAUCAAGAAGUAAGAUCGUCUCUCAUGCCGGAAAUGUAUCCACUAGAGCCGAGAGAAAUUGAACUAGAAUAUUUUCAACAACUCCAUACUGCUAAUAGUCAAGAAGAGCUUCAAGAAUUUUUAUUACUUGAGAGUCAAUGUAGUGGUGAUUUGAAUUUAGAUGGUAUGUCGAAUUCCAGAAUCAGCAAACGAGAUAGUGACGAAGAGAGAGGAACUAUGUCAGAUUACUGAUUUAUCAGUUAACUUAUAAGUUAUACAACUCAGAAGUCUGUACAUUUUCAUUUUAAGUAAAAUUGGAAUGCCAAGAAUUUCUCGAAUCCAGACCGCAUAGGUGAACAGUGAAAUUGCUGAUGUAAAUAAGAAUCAACAUGUACCAAGUUUGAUAAUAUUCAACUUAUAACAUGUAUAUUGUAAAUCGCUUUCUCGCUAAUUAUAUUGAGAAAAUCUUCCAUGAAAGCUUGUAGGAACAAAAGAUAAAAUAACUAUAAAUGAUAAUUGAUAAGGAAAAAAUAACAAAACUACGUAGAAUCUUUAUAAGUUUACGUAACAGUAAUUAUGUA
Messenger RNA from Phymastichus coffea, 28651 nucleotides. RefSeq names its product titin-like. Gene Ontology annotation, molecular function: protein binding. NCBI's taxonomy places the organism in Eukaryota, Metazoa, Arthropoda, Insecta, Hymenoptera, Eulophidae. The record is from RefSeq and is a predicted model, not a curated record. The transcript has 88 exons.